AUGGGAGUUUGCCAGUAUCGUUUUUAUGGUAGCAAAUCUCAUAGAUAAAAUCACUCCAAGUUGUUAAUGAGCAAAUGGUAGAAGAGAAUUCUAAAACCAAAAUUAAUUUACUCCUCCAUAACCUAUUCCCUCUAUGAAUUGCAUCUCAAAGGAUAAGUUCAUUUCUUGCAAUAGUAUUUUUGUUUCAAAAACAAAAAGAGUAUUAAAGGGGAAACAUUGGCCAAGUGUUAAGCUGUUCUUAAAACCUAAAUUUUUAUAAAAGUAAUACUUUUAAUUAACAAUAGUUAAUCAUAAUAUGGAAUUGUACAACACAAUGUUACUGGAGUAGUGAAUUUAGCUAGAAAUAUUUAGAAACCAGCUGAACCAGACCAAGAUUUCGAUUAGCUUGUUGCUGAUAUGAAAAAAUCAAGAUUUAAAUACAAAAAAGAUAAAAAAAUAUUUUUAUGGAAGCUAAUAAUAUAUUAGAGAUAAAGAAUAUUAUUAUAAUUGGGAGGCAAUCUUCAUGAAAAAUGA
Molecule: messenger RNA, 513 nt
Organism: Paramecium tetraurelia
Lineage: Eukaryota; Ciliophora; Oligohymenophorea; Peniculida; Parameciidae
Exons: 1
Source: RefSeq, a predicted model, not a curated record